Fukomys damarensis (Damara mole-rat) is the source of this 1470-nucleotide messenger RNA. Its product is annotated as PRAME family member 20. NCBI's taxonomy places the organism in Eukaryota, Metazoa, Chordata, Mammalia, Rodentia, Bathyergidae. The transcript is spliced from 5 exons. The coding region runs from base 1 to 1470 and encodes 489 amino acids. Gene Ontology annotation, cellular component: cytoplasm. The record is from RefSeq and is a predicted model, not a curated record.
AUGAGCACCAACUCCCCACCCACACUACUGAAACUGGCAAUGCAGAGCUUGCUGAGAGAUGAGGACUUGGCCAUGGGAGCUGUGGGAGAUUUACCAGGGGAGCUCUUCCCACCAGUGUACAUGGAGGCCUUCACCAGGGGACUCACUGAGCUCCUAAAGGCAAUGGUGCCACUCUGGCCCUUUCCCUAUCUGCCCCCAGGAGCACUGAUGAGCAUGAGGAGACCACAGACUUCUGACACUGAGGUGGAUAUUGCCGAGGUGGAGAAAAAGAUUUUACAAGCUGUGCUGGAUGUGCUUGAUGUGAGCUUGAAACUGCAAGAGGUAGCUACAUGGGACAUGCACAAAACCUUCUGGAGAGUUCGGGCUGGAAACGAGUUAGAAGCCUGCUACUCCUCAGAAGCCAUGAAGAGGAGAAACACAGAGAAGAGUGGGGCGAGGGCAGCACAAAAGCAUCCCUUCAAGGUGAUUGUAGACCUGGAGUUCAGUCAGGAACCUCUGCACCUACUCCAAUCCCAGCCCCUCAAAAUAGCUGACAUUCAAAGUAUCAUAGAAGUCAUGGAAAUCUUGAACCUUGGUUCUGUGCAGGAGGCAGAUGUGGGCCACUGCUGGUCACUCUCCAUCCUACCUCAUUUCAACCCUUAUCUGGGUGAGAUGCAAAAUCUUCACAAAUUAAUUCUCUAUGGCAUCUCUGUUCCUUCAUUCAUUUCACCAGAGAACAGACAGCAGUUAGCCACCCAAAUGACCUCCCGAUUUCGUAAGCUUCACUAUCUGCAGGAGAUUUUUAUGGACUCUGUCUCCUUCCUUGAACACCACCUGGACCAGUAUCACUGUCAGAAUCCUCUGCUCCUUGGUGGGGUGGUGAUGACCAGACCGGAAGUGCAGGACUCUGAAGCUGAUGGCAAGGAGAAGAGGCGCGGGACUGGAAACAAGGACACAGACUCUGCUGACAGCCUUCUGGGAAACCCCAGGGGAUGUGGCCAGGUCUUGUGCCCGACAUCACCCUUGAGGACCAUUUCAUUAAUUUACUGCCAGCUUUCACAUUCUGACUGGAACCAGCUGCCAUGUUGUCCCAGCACCGGACACCUGAAACACUUGGAUCUCAGAGGUAUCAGGCUGACUCAUUUUAGUUCCAAUCCUCUCCGAUCUCUCCUGGAUAACAUUGCAGCCACUCUGACCACCCUACAUUUGCAGGCCUGUAGGAUCACGGAUGCCCAGGUCCAUGCCUUUCUGCCUGCUCUGAGCCAAUGCUCCCAGCUCAUUACCUUCAGUUACAUGUGCAGCUUCAUGUCUGCAGCCACUCUGGAGAGCUUGCUGUGCCACACUGCCAGGCUAAGCAGCUUAUGCCUAGAUAUGUACUCUGCUCCUCAAGAGGCUUAUGCUUCCAGGCAUGGUGCCCACCAGCUGAGGCAGGAUGAGAUUCACGAAGGGCUGAGGAUUGUACUGCCAUUAAACCACCCCAGGACAGUAUAG